Molecule: messenger RNA, 3057 nt
Organism: Oncorhynchus kisutch (coho salmon)
Lineage: Eukaryota; Metazoa; Chordata; Actinopteri; Salmoniformes; Salmonidae
Product: protein FAM76B
Exons: 10
Coding region: 333-1415 (360 amino acids)
Cellular component (GO): nuclear speck
Source: RefSeq, a predicted model, not a curated record
CGCUGCGGAUACAAAAAAAGAGAAAGGGAAAAUACGAAUAGCUAGCUAAGAACAGCGAAAAAACUAUUUACAUUUUACUCUUGUUUAUACAUUUUGCGGAUGCUAGAUAAGUAUUUUUGACUAACUAUGUCAAGUAACUUAUGUUACGGAGAGAGAUGAUAGAUAUUUAAGAAUAUUUAGCUGUUUAUUUAGCAUUAGCUUAGCUAUUAUUGGCUAGCUACAGGCUUAGUUAGCUAACGUUAGCUACCAAGGAAAUUGUUUGACAACACAUUGUCUGGGUGACUAGCUAUUUCACUCUCUUUGUUUUUAUCUUUGACUUGAUCUUGGUGAUAAUGGCAACAUCGGCCCUGUACGCGUGUACGAAGUGUAACCAGCGGUAUCCUUUCGAAGAACUGUCGCAGGGACAGCAACUGUGCAAGGAGUGUCGCAUCGCUCAUCCCAUCGUCAAGUGUACAUACUGCAGAUCAGAGUUUCAGCAGGAGAGCAAAACAAACACAAUUUGCAAGAAAUGUGCCCAGAAUGUAAAGCAGUUUGGGACGCCUAAACCCUGCCAGUAUUGUAACAUCAUUGCUGCUUUCAUUGGAACAAAGUGUCAGCGUUGCACUAACUCAGAGAAGAAGUAUGGCCCUCCACAGACCUGUGAGCAGUGCAAACAACAGUGUGCAUUUGACCGCAAGGAAGAGGGUAGGAGGAAGGUGGAUGGGAAGCUGCUGUGCUGGCUAUGCACUCUGUCCUACCGCCGUGUGCUGCAGAAGACCAAGGAGCAAAGGAAAGGCUUCAGCUCCUCCCACUCCAACUCCUCGCUCAAUGAGAAGGACCACCACUCCAGGCAGCAGCAGCAUCAUCAACACCACCAGCAGCACAGACACAGCAGCUCACAUAAACUCAGUGGGAGCCUAAGUCCAGAGCAGGAGCAGGGACUGUGGAAGCAGAGGUCUGAUGGAGAGCCUCAGUGGCUAAGGUUGUGUGUUGGUUCUCCCCUCAGCCAUAAAUCGUCUUCGAUCCAGAAGGAGACCCCAAAGAAGAAGCCAAAACUGGAUGUGAAGCCAUCCAACGGGGACAGGUACGAGAGGAGUUUCAAUCACAUUAGUUCCAUUACCCAAUCUAUGGAUUCUGGAGGAACGGACAACUUUAUUCUGAUCAGCCAGCUGAAAGAGGAAGUGAUGUCAUUAAAGAGAAUGCUUCAACAGAGGGAUCAGACAAUACUGGAGAAGGACCGAAAGCUCACAGAACUCAAGGCAGACUUCCAGUACCAGGAAUCCAACAUGAGGGUUAAGAUGAACAACAUGGAGAAGGUGCACAAAGAGGCCAUGGAACAGCAACAGGCCAAAAACCGGGAGCUGCUGAAACAAGUGGCCGCCCUCUCAAAGGGCAAGAAGUUUGACAGGACGGGGAGUUCACUGCUGUUACCGUAACGACAAGCCCACCCAACCACGGCUCAGUGGCUUCAUUGUUUUAACACUGUGAAAGCCUGAUGCCAUUCUACCUUUCCCUCCCUCCUUCCUGUGUUUUCUCAAUCAUUUUGAUCUUUUCAGUUAUGUUAUUCGUUGGAAAACAGGUGACCAUGCUAUACAUGGAAAUCCUCUUUCAUGUUGGCAUGACAAUAAGGACACAUCCUCAAUUUCAACAUGUUUUAAAUGUUCUAACCCUGAGUUUUACUCUGCCACUGGAUGUGAUGUGACUGUGGAUGAGGAGAGAGCCUCGUUAACACUGCCCGGGUCCAGCAGCAUGUUUUGUGCAAGGUGGAUACGAUUCUGUCAACAUCACAGAUCCCACUUGAUUUUUUACGGAUGUCAUGCAAUCUUAUUUAUUCAAUUACAUUUUGUAGCUUUUGGUCUUUUUCUCACCACAUACUCAGAGCAUUGCCCAGGUUUGGGAAAUGUUUUUUCUUCAACAGCAACUUUCUCGUAACAUAUUAAUUAUAUUUUUCUAAAUGGACGUAAUUAUGGAAGAGAAACUCCUCCUUAUUGGAGACCCUUCUCAACUUACUAUGUAUGCAAAUGUCAAAAGGAUCACUGACAACAGCAUUGCUGGCCAGUAGCAGAGACCUUUAGACGUUAAAGUCCAAAAACCAUCAACUCUAUGAGAGAUUUUUAAACUUUGUUUUGUAGAGACACUUCCCGGCUGCCCUCUUUCUCACUGUGACAGCUGUAGUGCUUUGCUGUUUUUCUGUAGUGGAAAGAUUUGUAAUACUGCAUGACUUACUGACAUACAAGUUAGCAUUGUGGUCUCCUGUACUAUAAUGUAGGGUUUCUCAAAUUGGGUUUCACGGGCCCCUGGGGAGGUAAUGCAGGAGGUCUGCAGCCAGAUCUCAAAAUAACAGUUUUUGUUUUAAAUUUGAAAAGAAAAUCAUGAAUAUUACUAACAGAUGAAUUAUUAAAUUAGGUGUGUUGAAGGGAUCUGUGGAUUAAGUUUAGAGGGUAUAAUUCAAUGUAAUAUUAUUCAUCUACGGUUUGUUCUUAACUUUGGGCAGAAUGGCCCUGGGAGGCUCACAGGGAUAUUGGUAUCCACAGUACUCCACCAGUUAUCUAUUUUUCAACUCAUUACUUGUCCCCCUCUCACCCAAGAAAAUGCAGAACAUGAAUGCACUGUAAUUAAAGUUCUCUCUGCCUCGUAGAAAAAUGUGUAGAAUUGCAGGACAUUAGCUUGUAGGGUAUUAGCUUGUAUGCUACUUCUUCUCACUCGAGUUGUGUUCUGGUUAAGAGGGGGUCCCUGAUGAAUUUGGUAUGACAAGAGUCCCCGGCCCCAAAAAGUUGAGAACCCCUGCUGUAAUGUACUUUUUCAGCCUUUAAAAAACUGUUUUUUUAUACGUGUAAAGGUAUUACAGGGAUCAGCCUAUGUAUUUAAAAUGUGUAACUUGUAUCGGUUUUAGUGAGUGUGUGUGUGUCAGGUAAGGCUGGUUAAUUAUAUAAAUACAUCUGUAGAAUACGCUUUUUAAAGGAACGUACCAUUUCAGCUCUGCACCAAACUGAGCUGGUUUCAUACUGUGGCGUUCUGAUCACUUUUGUACUUUUUCCAAACCCAAUGUUUCAAAAAUAUUAAAUCUGGUUAAACAUA